This is a messenger RNA of Octodon degus (degu), 1765 nucleotides long. RefSeq names its product tafazzin (gene Tafazzin). Gene Ontology annotation, cellular component: mitochondrial membrane. NCBI's taxonomy places the organism in Eukaryota, Metazoa, Chordata, Mammalia, Rodentia, Octodontidae. Gene Ontology annotation, molecular function: 1-acylglycerophosphocholine O-acyltransferase activity. Bases 302 to 1102 code for a protein of 266 amino acids. The transcript has 10 exons. The record is from RefSeq and is a predicted model, not a curated record. Gene Ontology annotation, biological process: inner mitochondrial membrane organization; cardiolipin acyl-chain remodeling.
UCCAGGCGCCUUCUUGGUUCUCUUUCCGGCAGUGUCCCGCAGCUGCUCCCUGCUCGGCGGGUGCGUCCCGCUUGUCGCUGCGACCCUGGCUUCUGGUCCCGGCGGCAGAUCCUGUGGCAUUACAUUGGCCCGAUCUGCGAAGUGACCUUGGCCUGGGCCCUCGCUGCGCCGAUCCGGGGCUCCCGUUUGUACUGGAGGCUUCCUCGACCCUUCCAGCGACUGAGGACAGGGACCCAGGCCGGCCAGACCCGCAGGCUGCGCAGGGCGGCGCAGUGCCAGGCGGCGGGCAGCGCCGGAGGCCAUGCCCCUCUAUGUGCGCUGGCCGUUCCCUGCCGUGCCGCCGCUCACCUGGACCCUGGCCAGCAGCGUCGUCAUGGGGCUGGUGGGCACCUACAGCUGCUUCUGGACUAAGUACAUGAACCAGCUCAUCGUCCAUAAUAAGGAGGUGCUGUACGAUCUCAUCGAGAACCGAAGCCCCACCACACCCCUCAUCACCCUCUCCAAUCACCAGUCCUGCAUGGACGAUCCUCACCUCUGGGGUACUAGGCCAGGGAUCCUGAAGCUGCGCCACAUCUGGAACCUGAAACUUAUGCGCUGGACCCCCGCAGCGGCGGACAUCUGCUUCACCAAGGAGCUGCACUCGCGCUUCUUCAGCCUGGGCAAGUGCGUGCCCGUGUGCCGAGGAGAUGGUGUCUACCAGCGGGGCAUGGAUUUCAUCCUGGAGAAGCUUAACCACGGGGACUGGGUGCAUAUCUUCCCAGAAGGGAAGGUGAACAUGAGCUCCGAGUUCCUGCGCUUCAAGUGGGGAAUCGGGCGCCUGAUUGCUGAGUGUCACCUGAACCCUGUCAUCCUGCCACUGUGGCACAUUGGAAUGAACGAUGUCCUCCCUAACAGCCCGCCGUAUUUCCCUCGCUUUGGACAGAAGAUCACUGUGCUCAUUGGGAGGCCCUUCAGUGCCCUGCCAGUGCUUGAGCGGCUCAGGCUGGAGAACAAGUCAGCUGUGGAGAUGCGCAAGGCCCUGACGGACUUCAUCCAGGAGGAGUUCCAGCGCCUCAAGAGCCAGGCCGAGCAGCUGCAUAGCCACCUGCAGCCGGGGAGCUAGGCCCCAGCCCAGCCACCAGGCCGUGACCUUUCCAUCCUGGGAUAGCUCACUGGGCUCCCAGUGGUGCUAAGUGGGCACGGACCCUGCCCGGUGCCUGCUUCCAGCUGGUGCUCCGGCCCAAAGAAGGGCUCUGCUGUUGGGCUCUGGGCCAUGAAGCAAGAGGGGGCGAAGGCAGGGCCACUCCUGGGCUGGCAUUGGGAGGGGUAGAGUGGGCAUGUCAGUGCCCAGCUGGGUGGAGACAAGUGGUCCUUGAGGCCACCUAUCCUGGCUCUGCCUGCGCACCCUUGCCAGUCCAGAAGCUACUCAGGGCUGGCUGUUGCCGUGGCUUUCUUUCUGUUUUUUGAGAGAGAGUCUUAAUGUGUAGUCCAGGCCAGGAUGAACUCCCUCUGUAGCCCAGGCUGGUCUGGAAUUUGCAGUGAUCCUCCUGCCUCAGCCUCCUGAGUGCUGGGUUGCCAGGCAUGCACUACCACACCCAGCCCCCAUGUCUUCCUUCUAAAGCUCAUGUUCCCUGCUGUGGGGCCUGGCCCAGGCCAGGGUGGCCAACAGGCAGCAAGAGAAGUUGAAGCCUGCCUCAGCGAACCUUGGUCUGUGCUGUUCAGGGCCUCUGACCUCCAACCCCUCUGCAUUUUUUAAAUAAUAAAGCCUUUGCAUUGUGCUGUUGUA